Vollenhovia emeryi is the source of this 1402-nucleotide messenger RNA. RefSeq names its product PRKR-interacting protein 1 homolog. NCBI's taxonomy places the organism in Eukaryota, Metazoa, Arthropoda, Insecta, Hymenoptera, Formicidae. Gene Ontology annotation, biological process: negative regulation of protein kinase activity. The transcript has 3 exons. The record is from RefSeq and is a predicted model, not a curated record. Gene Ontology annotation, cellular component: nucleolus. The coding region runs from base 452 to 1105 and encodes 217 amino acids. Gene Ontology annotation, molecular function: protein kinase inhibitor activity; protein kinase binding; double-stranded RNA binding.
UUGGACCACAAGUUCUAGCAUCGUGGAAACAGGCCUUAAGAGCUGAAGACGAGAGAGUCUAUAGGUACCAUUUCAUGCGCAGCAUACUGCCGCAGCAACUCGCUGCUAUUGGUUGAAGAAUUGUUACUAGAUGCUGCAAAAUAAAUUUCACCAUAUUUUGCUUCAUCGCUGUGAAGUUCAAUUGAACGAACAGCAAAGCAGCAGACACGCGAUCUAGCCGGCCAGUGCUGCUGCAGCUAUUCCUUUUCCGUGAGCAGCAAAUAUGCUGUAGUGAAUUUGGAUCACGUGACUAAUUUGCUGCUGCUGCAUGCUGCGUAUGAAAAGGCACCUUAUGGUGUUUGCCCGCGGUUUGUUGUCGUCGAGUUAACCAACAAGUCUGUGCGGGCGAGGAGGGUUUGUAUCGAGCCUUGUUCAAUUUUCCACGAAGUCUAACUUUUAACUAGACGAAAAGAUGUCGGACAAGGAGGACGAGGAGAAGCCCGUGGUGCCGAAAACGGCUGUGGAUCUGCAGAGAUUAAAGCUGAUGAAGCUAAUGAAGAACGUAGACAAACCGAUUAUACUACCGGAUCGUCCGAAGGCCAAGAAUACACCCUCCGUACCAGAAUUCGUUCGUAACGUAAUGGGUAGCAGUGCUGGAGCGGGCAGUGGCGAGUUUCACGUGUACAGACAUCUACGGCGCAAAGAGUACGCGCGACAAAAAUUCAUUCAGGAGAAAGCGCACAAGGAGCUUUUGGACGACGAGUACCACCAGAAGCUGGAAGAGAACAAAAGAUUGGCAGAGGAGGUGACGGCAAAGAAACGCGCCAAGAGAUUGAAGAAGAAGCAGGGGCGUAAGCUGAAGAAACGUAUGAAAGCUAAGAAGGAGGACAACGCCGUCGUGGAAGAAAAGCAUAGCGAGAGCGACAGUUCGGACGAGAGUGAAGAGACCAGGACUGUGGAAAGUAGCGUAGAAAAUGUCAACAGUUCUCCCAAAAGUGUGUCUACUGAUGAAAGUGAGGCGAAGGUGACAGAGAAGGAACCGUCGUCACCUGCAGAGGAAAGUCGAGACGAUACAUCAAAGACUCCACCCGAGAUAUCAAGUGAAAACGUUCAAUGCGGCACAUGACGUGUGCACUGACAUUUUGAUGUUUCUCGUUAAAUUUGAGAUUAUGGCUGCGUUCAUCUUAGACACUAGUGUGUUGCUCAUUGAAUGUUAAAGAAUGACAGUUUCAGCAUGCGAGUGUCCAAAGCAAACAGUCUAUAUACAGGGUGCCAUAAUUUUUGGAGUGGUCAGAAACGAAUUUGACAUCCUGUAUAUAUAUGAUCAAUGUAUUAUUUAUCAGUUUACUCGUCCACGAUUAGAAUUAUAUAUUGUACUAUACCGUUCUAGUACAAGUUUUAUAUAUAUUUUGAGUUUUUAUGA